AUGUCUAAUUUUGGCUUUUUUCUUCUGACUGACCCUAAUCUUUUUCGCAAGGGUCAAGGUUCAAACGUCAUUGAUGCCCCAAUUUUGAACGGCGUGUUUGUGUUGCUCUCCUCACUGUCCUUAGUCAACCCGACACCCCUAUCGGUCAUUCACAAAAUAAAGGGAUAUGAAUCACUUAAUAUCUAUCUAUCUAUCUAUCUAUCCCAGUCUAUAGAUAUCCAUUUAUAUAUUUAUCUAAUUCAAUCUGUUCGUAUCUAUCUAUCUAUCUAUCUAUCUAUCUAUCUAUCUAUCUAUCUAUCUAUCUAUCUAUUGUCUGUUCAUAUUCUAUCUAUCUAUCUAUCUAUCUAUCUAUCUAUCUAUCUCUGUUUAUAUUUAUUUAUAUCUAUCUAUCUAUCUAUCUAUCUAUCUAUCUAUCUAUCUAUCUAUCUAUCUAUCUAUCUAUCUAUCCCAAUUGCAAAUUUCUUUUAUUUAAAGUCCCAAAUUCACAGGCAGAUGUUUGUUUAA
Molecule: messenger RNA, 504 nt
Organism: Acanthosepion pharaonis
Lineage: Eukaryota; Metazoa; Mollusca; Cephalopoda; Sepiida; Sepiidae
Source: the annotation of a GenBank genome assembly